CUGAUUAAAAGUUAUUUCCCGUUCGUUCACUUUUCCGCUACAACACAACCAAAGGGUUUUGCAUUUCCCCCCAACUUUCUCUCUCAUCUCACUCUUUAAUUUCCGAGCUCCAACUUCCAUGGCAGAAGCUUCAAACCCUAAUUCCGCAGCAAAAAUGGUGGAAGAUGCAGCAAAUUCAAACCCUAAUCAAUCAGAAAUGACAAACGAGGGGACAAUCCAGUCAAAUGCGUUAGGGGAGCACUCUGAAUCCUCACUCAAAAACCCUGAAACCUCCGAAAUUUCUGCUGUUGAUGACCAUGAGAAGACUCUGGAGUUCGCCGACGAGCUGAUGGAGAAAGGAAGCUUGGCGUUUAAAGAAGGCGAUUAUCCCGACGCUGCCGAAAUUUUUAGCCGUGCCCUAGAAAUCAGGGUUGCUCAUUAUGGUGAGCUUGCACCUGAAUGCGUUAAAUUGUACUACAAAUUCGGCCUUGCAUUGUUGUACAAAGCACAAGAGGAGGCUGAUCCAUUGGGAUCUAUGCCAAAGAAAGAUGCUGAAUCCCGUGAAGGUUCUGUUAAGGUUGAAUCUGCAAAGAACAAUCUCGAGGGUGAAUCAUCCAUAGCUUCUGUGUCAAGUACUGCUGAGCAGUGUGCGAGUUCAAGUCAGCAGCAAGGAACCAAUGAUGUUCCAACAGAAGAGGGAGAUGAAGACGGGGAAAGCGAUACAGAUGAAGUUAAUGAAGCCGAGGAAGAUGAAUCUGACUUGGACCUGGCAUGGAAAAUGCUUGAUCUUGCUAGGGCAAUAUCAGAAAAGCAGUCAAAGCAGACGAUAGACAUGGUAGAUAUAUUGGCAGCUCUUGCUGAAGUUUCCCUUGAAAGAGAGGAUAUUGAGACAUCGCUCAGUGAUUAUCAGAAAGCACUUACCAUGUUGGAGGGUUUGGUUGAACCUGAUAAUCGCUAUAUAGCUGAGUUAAAUUUCCGCAUCUGCCUUUGUCUAGAGGUUGGCUCCAGGUCUGAAGAAGCUAUUCCGUAUUGCCAGAAGGCUAUAACUGUUUGUAAAUCAAGGAUUUUGCGCUUGUUGGAUGAACUGGACAGCACACCAGUGUCAACAACCGCGCCUCAGUCUUCUGUUGCUGAUAAACAAGCAGAGAUUCAAACAUUGAAGAGUCUCUCCAGUGAGCUGGAAAAGAAGCUUGAAGAUCUGCAACUAUUGGUAUCCAACCCAACAUCUAUCCUCUCCGAUAUCCUGUGUUUGGCAGCAACGAAAGCAAGGGCCAAUGAGCAGGCUUCAGCUUCAGCAGCAGCAAGUUCUUCACGUAUUGGUGUUGCCGCCACAAGCAAUGGUGGAGAUUUCGAUUCUCCCACCGUAUCCAGUGCUCACACCAGUGGAACCACCAUCACCAGAGAAGUAACAGAUCUUGGUGUUGUGGGCAGAGGAGUAAAGCGUGUCAACAUGAGUUCUGCGAAUGUAGUAGAAUCAUGCUCCAGCAAAAGACCUGCCAUUGAUUCUAAACCUGAUACAGGCGAUAACAAAGGUGAUAACAAAGGUGCUUGAAAACAACUUCAGAUUAUUCUUACAAAUGAACAUUAGCCAUUGUUUCAAGUCUGAUUCAGCCGAAUAUUAUUAUUUUAUGCAUGUAUUACUUGGAUAGGUAGUUUUGCUUUUCUGAGGUCUGGUUAUUUAUGUUGUACGAUUUUUACCUACUGGGUUUUUUUUUUGUUAUGGUAAAUCCUGGUUUCAGUUGUUGGUUGACAUAAUUUCUUGUGUAGUUGUGCUCAUGGAACUUAUGGUUUCGGAACCUGCUCUUUUCAUUAUCAUUUACCUUAUGGAUAACAUCUUACCUUAAAAAUCU
Messenger RNA from Spinacia oleracea (spinach), 1829 nucleotides. Its product is annotated as NASP-related protein sim3. The coding region runs from base 119 to 1531 and encodes 470 amino acids. The transcript is spliced from 7 exons. Gene Ontology annotation, cellular component: nucleoplasm. NCBI's taxonomy places the organism in Eukaryota, Viridiplantae, Streptophyta, Magnoliopsida, Caryophyllales, Amaranthaceae. The record is from RefSeq and is a predicted model, not a curated record. Gene Ontology annotation, biological process: CENP-A containing chromatin assembly; DNA replication-dependent chromatin assembly. Gene Ontology annotation, molecular function: histone binding.